UCACUGUGCAUCAGAUCCUCUGUAAAGUUUGUACAUGUAUGCAUUAUUAAUGCCUGCUAUUUAUGUUAAAGGGAUUAGCGGUGCAGAGGUGAUCUUUAACCAAACAGUUACAGCAUUCCUUUAAGCAAGCAAGCUUGAAUAUGCACUAUCAGUGCCCAUCAGUCUGGUUGGAUCAAAAUUUGAUCAUUCACAAUCACAUCUUGUCAGUCUGAUUGCUAUCCUGGGCCUGUACUCCUAUGUCAGCACUCUAAGCUGCAGUCAAGAUGUUUGGGAAAUAUUAUUAUUUAGCAUUACUGAAGAGGUCUAAUGCAUAGAAAGCUAAUUAUAGAUGUGAUGGAGAUUGGGGCUAGUAUAGUAUUCUAUAGUUGUGAUGAAUGGAUUUUUAAACUUAUUUGAAGCUUAAAAAAACAUUAAAAGAAAAAACAGUAACAUACCUUGGAUUCCUUCUUCAUCAUGUGUGCCAUAUAUCUGUGAGGCACAGCAUUCCAAUGGUCAGUGCCUUAUCUAUACCUACACAACAAGUAUGCGAGUAUCAUGUUCAAUUUUGUCCCUGUUCCUAUAAAGUAAAAGUAGAUGUGAGAUAUGGAAUUCCUGAAAAACCACUAUAGUGCCCAAGCCAGCUCACCGCCCACCAUUAAACUUACAGUGAACUCGAAGAGCAACUCGAAAACCAGGUUUCAAGGAGCUCCGUGCCUCGUUUCAAGACUUUGAAAUCAAGCCAAGUAUUGCCUAACCCCAUUGACUGGAAAAGGGAGCUGGUAUAGUUAGUCACUUCCGUGCAAGACGCGUAGGAUGCCGUGGGACUGGAUGUGAGAGGGCGAAACGUAGCUCUGGCUCAGCGGUCUUGAUUCAUACAGGUGUGUACGGGACUAUCGAGGAACCGCAGGUACAGGAGUAAGCACGCCGCUGGUGGCGGUGUGAUCAGCCAGGGCAGCGGUUCCCGUUGUCAGCUGCAUCACAUAGCCCGAAAGGAGAAGACCGAGUUACUUACCCGUGGGAUGAUGCCUCAUCUAUGGCUACUUGUGGCCGCGGCACUGCUGUCCGCGAACUUUGGCUUGUCGGCCGUUCUUCUGGAGAAGAUCGACUAUGACCAGAACUCCCAGUUCAUCUGCGCCCAGGGCAUAUCAGACUGCAGGAUCAAGAAUGAGUUCCUAGGGUGGCCAAUGCGGGGUCCAGUGAACGUUAGUAAUAUGGAGCUUAAGCCACUGCUGUGCUGCAUAGAACAGAGGAAGUGCAGACCAUGUCUGGAGAUAAAACUCCGGCUCAUUGUAACAGGUAAGAUAUCAUACGAAGAGCUAGAACAGUCUGCUGAGGAUGAGGAUGAUGCUUACAAAAGCCUGGAGAAUGAAGAAGCCUCACUGAGCUUAUGCUACAACGCUCCACCUCUGCUUUCAUUCUGCAAGAGACUGGAGUUCAGUCUCCUCCCUGCUGUUUUGGAGGAGAAUGAUACGCCUGAGGUCUGGCUCUCCGUAGUAAUCUCUGAAAAGGUGUAUUUCGACAGUCAAGUAAUGGUGCAGGUCUAUCCCUCUACCUUACAGCGAAUCAUCAUGAUCCCUUCCAUACAAGAUGUCUGUUCUUCAGCCUUGCACCGAGAUGUGGAAGGAUGUGAUGUUCCCACAAUAAGGACUGAAAUUGAUUGGAAGAAGGCGGUGGUCACCCUGCAGCUGGAUGACGAUGGUGCGGAGCAUAUCCGGUCCGCAAAGCUGUACAUGUCGUAUGGAGACAAGGGUGAACGGUCAUAUAGGCAAUGGCAACAGAAUCACACAGAGAAGAUCACUAUUCCCCUGAUCUCAGUCGUCCCCUGCCUGUGUUUCAAGGUAUGGUGGACUGGAAGCAUACACCCACUGCGUGCGAAAAGCUGUCCCUUUGUGAACCAAACCGAGUUAAUUAAAAACGUCUUGAAUAAUGUAACCGUGUCUGUGGACCCAGUUCCAACAAACAACAAUGAAACUGCACUGUCCUGGACACUGAGCGCCCCCUGCAGGGUGGAUGCUGAACUGUGGCUCUGUCAGAUGCCUGAAGGAGGGAUAGGCCACUGUGGAGAAGUGCAGGGCUCACGACAGCGGCUGCAAGUCGAAAAGCGAACGACUGGGAAGUUUAGUAAUAUCAAACCCCAUCCUUACCUAUGUGUUCAGGUAAAAGUCCUAGGGAAGGAUGGAGUGCUGGACACCAUUUGCCCCUUUGCCAACUCCCGGAGACGCUGGACUCUGGCUUUGCUCCUCGCCAUUCUCAUGGUCUGCCUGGGGAUGUUUGGACUCUUUCUGCUUCAGGGCACUCUCAAACGUUGGGCUUGGAGGUGGUUCAAAGGCAGUGAUGUGAGAGGUGCCCUCGAUGGUGGGAAAGUGGUCUUACUCUGCCCCCCCGACCCAGAUCCAACCCUCCCAGCGCUGAUGUGCCGGCUGGGCUCGACCCUAUCAGCGCUGGGUUUCUGCGUGUCUCUGGACUUGUGGUGCAGCGCUGAACUAAGCGCACUUGGUCCCGUGCCCUGGCUGCACUCGCGGCUUGACUGGCUACAGCGCCACGGCAGUGGAAAAGUCGUCCUGGUAAUCACCGGCGCCGCCUGGAGGCAGGCGCAAGAGUGGGCACGCAGUGGGCAAGAGGCAGGCCGUCCUGACUCAACAGCACCCCCAUGUGGCCUUCCUGCACGUGCUGACGUCUUCAGUGCCUCCCUCAGCUGCAUCCUGGCCGACUGUCUGCAGGGCCGGGCAGGCAAGCGCUUUGUCUUAGCGCACUUUGAAUCCUUGCCCCCACUGCCCCUAGGUGCCAGUCAGUGCUUGCCCGAGCUGUUCCAGGGUAUCCCACUUUAUAGCCUGCCCUCUCAAAGCCUAGCCUUUCUCACUGAACUCAUGGGGGAUUGCAAAGAAAGAAGCAGGAGGCGUCGAGCAUGCCGGUUGAGGGCGGGGUCCCGUGCCCUGGCUCUGGGACUCGGUAGGCCAGGAGACCCCUGGGAGGAGAUUCCCUUAAAUCCCUGCCAAACGCCCCACUGGGUGUGAAAGACCGGAGGGAGGAACUUAAGGUGAUAUGGGUCUCCCAUGGGGGUAAGGGAGAUUCAGAGAACCUGGCACUGAAAAGCACUGAACAUUGACUUUGUUUUGCUCCUAGAAUCCUCUUAUAUGUAGAAUUUAUGGAGAUCUUUAAACAUACCCUGGACAAAAAUGAAGAAGAAAAACCCUUGAUGUGAAAAGACGUGAUUCACAUGGAUGUCCAUUCAUAUUCUUACACCUGCUUAUCCCUAGCCGGUCCUGUGGGGGGAAUGGGGCCUGGAGCCUGUCCCAAGUAGUAUAGGAUACAAGGCAGAGGUAUACCCUGGACAGGAUGCCUUCUUUACACAAUAUGGGCAAUUUAGAAAAGCCAUUUACCAUAAGUGUUUGUCUUUGGACUGCGGCAAGAAAUCUGAUUACUCGAAAGAUACCUAAACAAUACAGAGGAACAUGCAAAAAUUCCCCCACAAACAGAGUCCUCCUACCUGCUGAGGCUCUCAGGACAAUGUUGCUGAUAUUGCAGUGAAUAUGACAAGCUGGUCAGAAAAUUUUAAGCUUUUAAGAUCUGAAUUUCUUUGGGUGUAAUGGAUUUGCACUGUACGACUGCCUGCAGCUUGGGAUUCCAGCUCAUCUUUAACCCGUCCUGAAUUAUACAGCCAUUGUAAGGCUGCAAUUCUUACACUUCUUGAAAUGCGCUUUUUAGCAUUUGUACUGUCAAGUGUAUUUUGAAGGACUGAUACAAAGUAAUUUACUAAUUUGCUUAGUGAAUGUACAUUUCACACACUAUUAAUGAAUAGAUGGUUGAAGAUUCGAAUCUUGGUACAUUUGAAUCCAUUACUUUACUAUGUCUUUCUCCAGUGUCAAUUAAAACUGGUUGGGAUAAAAUUCUCACUGAAUGCAUAUCUGAUGGUAACUAAACUACUAUGUAUAACACUGCUUAUCUAUACAAUGAUAAAUUAAGCAAGUACAACUAUUGUCGGCAUUGUCUGCAAAGACGUAAAUAAAUAUAUAUACAUAUUUUUUUAAAUGUG
Molecule: messenger RNA, 4012 nt
Organism: Brienomyrus brachyistius
Lineage: Eukaryota; Metazoa; Chordata; Actinopteri; Osteoglossiformes; Mormyridae
Product: interleukin-17 receptor C-like
Exons: 17
Coding region: 999-2993 (664 amino acids)
Molecular function (GO): interleukin-17 receptor activity
Source: RefSeq, a predicted model, not a curated record